GAUGCCAAUAUUCAUUCAGUUAUUUUGUCACACCGAGGACGUUUCGAGAAAGGCCCAUUCCACAGCCAAGUCCGAACAGUAUGCCAGCCAGCAGUUUGGGCUGACCAUUUGACGGGGCAGAAUGGCAGCAGAGUCUGACAUUCUAGACGAGCUCUAUGCGGCCCUGGAUGGGGAUCCAAAGAGCGUGUACCUCCACGAGAGGCUUCUCGAAGUAUGGGCCGAGCUCGGGGACAAAGAUAUGACAACUGGUUUUGCAACCACGCUUCAGCGGCUUGAUCCCAAAAACGAAAUUGCAGCUCAAUACCUGGGCCAGAAAUCAAAGUCAAAGACCAAGCAUGUGUCCAACCAGCCGAAUCCUAAAACUUCAAAGGCUUCUCGACCAUGGACACAUCCAGAUUUUGCAGAAUCCAGCAAUUCCCAACCCAUCAAGAACCUUUCUGCCCAAGAAAAGGAUCUCUCCGAUGGCUACACCAUCCUCAAACUCGAAGCACAGAUGCUCCAAGUUGAACUAGCCGCCGUUCUCUCUCAUCUCUCAACCUCCGACUCAGACGAUCAAGAAGUCCUCCCAACCCUCCAAGCCAUCAGCGAAGGACGAGUAGGCAGUGUCGUCCCCAUGGAACAGCCCAUGUCCGUCCGUUCCCGAGCACGAGAAAUAGCGGAAUCCCCCUCCGAGGCCUCUUCCCUCAUAAUCGAAGACUUCGAAGCCAUCAUCCGCUGGGCAGCCUGUCAAGACCCCCCGCUGCUCCCAGACGCCAUCCGCGAGCGUCUCGUGAAACGCAAAACCCUCCUCGAAGCAGCGAUCCCCGACUCCAUGACCAAAGAUACCACCGCCGCACUCCGUCACAUCGAGCGAGCGUACCUGGAGAAAACGUACGUGAACUCGGAAACCAUGCUCGGAGACGACAUCUCCGAGAUCCCCAAAGAGAAUUUCUUCGUUAGUGAAGAUAACUAUGCGUGGGAUAUGGACGAGUUGGCUCAAGCUAUUACGGCUAAUGAUGGCGUGAUGCGGAAUCCGCUCAGCAAGCAACUCUUCACCGAGUCAGACAUCAAGCAAAUCCUCGCUCACCCCCUCGGUCAACGCCUCAAGCCGAUGCAACUCAAGCAAUCGCAACUCAAGAAAGGGAUCCGUCCCUCGACCAUACAAUGGGUGUCCAAAGUGGGUAAAAUCAUGCUGGAAGACCAAAGUGUGGAUAUAGCGCCUAGUAGGAAGGUGAUGGAUGAAUUCUUGGCCUAUGUAGCGACGCUGCCAAAGGCGGAGCAGGAGACGAUCAAAUCGUUGAAGAUUCCUGGCGUGGAUUCUACUAGUAAACAGCCGUUUGAUUAUACGAUUGGGGAGUCGAUUCGGGAUGCGGUUGCUAAUACGACUUGUUUGCAUAAGGUGGGGGAUUUUUUGUCGCAGGCUGCGGUGUAUUUGAAGAAGCAGUAGAGCAGAAAGAUACAGGAAGAUAAAUGUAACCCUUAUUCUUUACAUAUAAAGAUAUAGAUUAGCUGUCAUGAAU
Molecule: messenger RNA, 1499 nt
Organism: Mollisia scopiformis
Lineage: Eukaryota; Fungi; Ascomycota; Leotiomycetes; Helotiales; Mollisiaceae
Exons: 2
Coding region: 122-1426 (434 amino acids)
Source: RefSeq, a predicted model, not a curated record